AUGCCUGGUGACCAGUCAAAAACGUUAGAGUUGUUCUCGCAAGAGCAGUUUGCAAAACACGGGAAUGCAGAUGAUUGCUGGGUUACCGUUUCGAAGAGAAAGAUCUACGACGUGAGCAAGUUCCUCAAAGAGAAUCCAGAAAGUGCAAAUCUUUUGUUGCAGCACGCCGGUACCGAUAUUAGUAGCGUACUGGAGGAGCAGAAUGAUUUGAAAGACUUGGAGAAAUUGCUAGAUGAAAAGUAUUUGGUGGGGUAUCUUGCUACAAUGGAGGAAGAAAAGAAGCUUUUAAGCAACCCUGAUCAUAAGGUCGAAGUGAAGUUAACCAAAAAUGAUGGUGAUAACUUUGAUUCUACGACUUUUGUACCAAAGUUGCCAACUGAAGAUAAGUUGAGUAUUGCCACUGAUUAUUCUCAGGAUUUCAAAAAGCACCACUUUUUGGACUUAAACAAGCCUUUAUUGCCACAGGUGAUGUUUGGCACGUAUACGAGAGAUUUCUAUGUGGACCAGAUUCAUAGACCAAGACAUUAUGGUCAAAAAUCAGCUCCUUUAUUCGGAAACUUCUUAGAACCAAUUUCAAAGACCUCCUGGUAUGUUAUUCCGCUUGUUUGGGGACCUGUCGUGAUUUAUCACUUCAGCGUGGCUCUGAAACAUAUGAAUCCCAUUUUUUGCGUCUUCUUCUUCGGCCUUGGUUUGUUCGUGUGGACUUUAAUCGAGUACGGCUUGCAUAGGUUUUUGUUUCAUUUGGAUGACAUCCUACCGCAGCACAACAUUUUCUAUACGUUGCACUUCUUACUUCACGGUGUCCACCACUAUUUGCCUAUGGACAAAUACCGUUUGGUCAUGCCACCAACACUAUUUUUGGUUCUUUGUACCCCAUUCUACAAGUUAGUCUUUGGAUUGCUACCAUUGUAUGUUGCCUAUGCCGGUUUUGCUGGUGGUUUAUUCGGUUAUGUUUGUUACGAUCUUACACAUUAUUUCCUCCAUCAUUCCAAAUUACCUCGAUUUGCUCGUAAAUUGAAGAAAUACCACCUGGAGCACCACUACAAAAACUACCAAUUGGGAUUUGGCGUUACCUCCUGGUUUUGGGAUAAAGUUUUUGGCACUUACCUAGGCCCAAGCUCACCAAUAUCGCAGAUGAAAUACGAGUAA
Molecule: messenger RNA, 1149 nt
Organism: Zygotorulaspora mrakii
Lineage: Eukaryota; Fungi; Ascomycota; Saccharomycetes; Saccharomycetales; Saccharomycetaceae
Gene: SCS7
Product: fatty acid alpha-hydroxylase
Exons: 1
Coding region: 1-1149 (382 amino acids)
Biological process (GO): lipid biosynthetic process; fatty acid metabolic process
Cellular component (GO): endoplasmic reticulum; membrane
Molecular function (GO): iron ion binding; fatty acid 2-hydroxylase activity
Source: RefSeq, a predicted model, not a curated record